Brassica napus (rape) is the source of this 4515-nucleotide messenger RNA. RefSeq names its product 4-substituted benzoates-glutamate ligase GH3.12-like. Bases 1379 to 3112 code for a protein of 577 amino acids. Gene Ontology annotation, cellular component: cytoplasm. The record is from RefSeq and is a predicted model, not a curated record. The transcript has 4 exons. Lineage: Eukaryota; Viridiplantae; Streptophyta; Magnoliopsida; Brassicales; Brassicaceae. Gene Ontology annotation, molecular function: acid-amino acid ligase activity.
AAGAAAAAAUGACAUUUUUAUUCUAUAUCCAAAUGAAAUGAAACUAGUAUCUAUUUAUAGAUCAUUAAAAAUACUAAAUGUUAGUAUCAUUUUUAUUUUUAUUUUAAAUUAUUUUAUUAUAAAUCAAUUAAGUUUAAAUUAUUGGGUGAAAAUAAAGAGGAACAAAAACUAGAUAACCAAUAAUAAUAGAACAUGUGUUAGAGUGAGACCAAUUGUUUUGCUUUAAACUAGUUGAGAAGAUUCAAAACUUGUGAAUCCAUGUGUGAUUUCUUGCAAUUCAACACUUGCCUUACAAUGGUCUAAACAGUCAAACCAAUUAUUCAACAACCCAUUAUUGAUAGUUUAAAAAGACGACAUGUCACACUAACAAUUAUGACAUAACUUAUGACUAACUGUGACAUGGACAAUCACAUUAAAUGUUUAUUUAUAUUUUUAGUAAACUUUUUAAAAUAUGACAAUAACUCAUAUAUCAUCAUUAAAGUAAAUAGUAAAUAAUAUAAUAAUAAAAAUAAAUCAGCAUUUUACAAAUUUUGAAAUAUUAUUUAAUUCUAUUUUUACAAUUAUAUAGUUUUUAUUACAAAAAAAUUCUUCAAAAUUAUAUGCAAUUUUUUUUUAAAAAAAAUAUAUAUAAAUUUUUAUCCUAAUGCCAUUAUUUUCCUUUUGUUAUCUACAAAUUAAUUUUAGAAAUACUAUUUAGUUUAACUUUUUGAUAAUUAUACAAUUUUCUAUCAGAUUUUUAUACUAUGCGUGAAUAAUCUAUAAAAAAUUUACUUGAGGAAGGCAAAGAGUAACUAACUUUUCGUAUAAUCUAGUCACACAAAUAAAAUCGUGUUUCCUCCUUCAGCCUUUUUAUCGUUGAAAUAUUUUAAUAAACAUUGAACGUUCUUCACAAGCUAUGUGAUUGUACAUAUUUAUUUAUAUGAUUUUGUUUGAAAAUUAAGAUUUGAAUAUACAUAACUAUUAUUUCUCUAACGAUCCAUUAGUAAGAGCUUAUUAGUCGACAUGUGGUCAAUGUCAUGUGUUAAAGUUUAAAGAUUCAAAAUUUUAAAAUAAUACAAUAAUAGUUAAUAAUCACUAUAUAAGAAGGCCAAGCCAUGUUUGGAUAUUGCCAUUGACGUGAGUCAAAUCAGAGAGUUCCGGCACAGCCAAAUAUCAAAUUGGCUGAAAACGCCAUACAAAUAGAAGGUUUGUUUGUUUUUUACUCACAUAAAUUAGCACUAUAUCAAUAUAUAUUUUUGGCAUUCCCUAUUAUGCUGAGCGGUUUCACCAAAGGCAUCUCCAAUGGUCUAACUAGCAACUUGUACGUACAACUCAAUAAUAUUGUGAGCCGAGUGUGCAACUUUUUGGUUUCAGGUGAGCUAAGGUAAGAGAACCAAAUAUGAGUUUGUGCUCUGAUCUCUGCGACAAAUUAGACGAGAAUGUUUUGGAAGAGUUGACGUCCAAUGUGAAGCAAGUACAAGACAAUGUAUUGGAGGAGAUACUCACACUUAAUGCUGGAACUGAGUAUCUUAGGCGUUUUCUCCAUGGGAGUUCUGAUAAGGAGCUUUUUAAAAAGAACGUUCCCGUGACGACGUACGAAGAUGUAAAGCUUUAUAUCGGCCGUGUUGCAAAUGGAGAGCCCUUUGAUGUUAUUUCUGGGAAACCCAUUACCGGUUUCCUACUAAGUUCCGGAACUUCUGGAGGAAAACGGAAGAUGUUUCCUCGUAACAACAAAUACUUGGAAAACUUGAAAUUCAUCUAUUUUUACCGCUCGCUCGUUAUAACCAAGCAUAUCGAUGGUCUUGAGCAUGGAAAGGGAAUGGUGUUUAACUUUUGUACACCAGAGCAGAAUACUCCCUCUGGUUUGCCAGCUUCGUCUGCGACGACGAGCUUCUUCAAGAGUGAUUACUUCAAGAACCGACCAUCAUAUUGGCAUUGGUCAUUCACAAGUCCUGACGAAGUCAUAUUGUGUUCAGACAACAAACAGAGUUUGUAUUGUCAUCUCCUGUGUGGUAUAGUUCAAAGAGACGAGGUUGUGAAGGUUGGUGCCGCCUUUGUUUCUAUCUUGGUCCGUGCAAUUACUUUUCUUGAAAAAUUUUGGAAAGAAAUUUGCACUAAUAUCCGUUGUGGUCAUCUUAGCGAAUGGAUCACUGAUAUUAGCUGUAGGGAUUCUGUAUCAAAGACCCUUGGAGAACCUAAUCCUGAAUUGGCUGAUCUCAUCGAAAAUGAAUGCAACCAAAAAUCAUGGGAAGGUAUAAUUCCAAGACUUUGGCCUAAAACCAAAUUCAUCGAAAGCAUUGCGACAGGCCAAAUGGCUCAGCACAUCCCAACAUUAGAGUUUUACUCUAACAAUCUGCCUUUGAUUUCUUCAAGUUAUGUUUCUUCGGAAACUAUGUUUGGGAUUAACAUGAAUCCUUUGUGCAAACCACAAGACGUGUCAUACACAUUUAUGCCUAACUUCUCAUAUUUCGAGUUCUUACUUGUUGACGCGGGUGACAAAGUAGAAAUUGUUGAUCUUGUGGAUGUCAAGUUAGGGAGCCAUUACGAGCCGUUGGUCACAAAUCAUUCUGGCCUACACAGACAUAAGAUGGGUGAUGUUUUACAAGUGACUGGAUUUUACAAUAGUGCACCUCAGUUUAGGUUUGUGCGGAGAGGAAAUUUGGUUCUGAGCGUUCAUUUGGAGAUAACUACAGAUGAAGAUCUUUUAAAUGCGGUGACACAUGCAAAGAUGGUUCUUGAAUCAUCAAAUUUGAUGUUGAUUGACUUUACAAGCUAUGCUGAUGUAUCUACUACUCCAGGUCAUUAUGUUCUCUACUGGGAACUCAAAGGCAAAUACAACAAUGACAUUGCUGAAAUUGAUAACAAGGUUUUAGUAGAAUGUUGUUACGUGGUGGAAGAGUCCUUGAACAAUUUUUACAAAGAAUUUAGGAGCAAAGACGGAUCAGUUGGAGCUCUAGAGAUAAGGGUGGUGCAACAAGGAACUUUCGAAUCUCUUAUGGAGUUUUUCAUUACCCAAGGUGCUUCUUCAACUCAAUACAAGACACCCAUUUGCAUCAAAUCUUCCGAGGCAUUAGCGAUCUUAGAAGAAAAAGUUCGAUCUAGGUUCUUUACCGAUAAGGUUCCCUUUCUUUAGACUUUUCGUCAUGAUUUCUAUCAUUUUGCAUGCGUUGAAAUAAAGUUUGUGGAAAAUAACAUGAGAGGAGACAAAACUCAUGCUUUUCAAUCUUAUUUUGAAGUAUACUUUUCAUAUAACUAGUAUUUUAUUAAUAAAACCGAUCACAAUGACAGAUGUCAUAUAGUUUUUAAUAGAGAUUACACAAAGUGCAAAACUUUAAGAAACUCAAAAGAGAAAAAGAUAUAAAAUCUAGCGCUUUGAUAUAUAUUCCAUUGUGAAAGAUUAAAUUAGCCACACACACUUCUAUUAUUGAGCAUGAAGAAAAUGGAGUGAGUGAGUGAGUGAAAACAAUAUCGAAAAUAUCCUGACAUCACACGAGAUGUUGAAAUAGAAUGUGUGUGCUCAUCAUGUUUCAAUGUAUUUUCAAGAAUUUACUUAAGACAACCACAUAUCGCCUAGACAUAAUUAAUAAUUUUUCAAAUUUUGCUUGUCAUCUCUGCAAUCACCGUCACUAAGGGUAUGUACAAUGGUUGUAUAAAUUCAAUAUUCUAAUUUCAUUUUUUCACAAUCCACAUCAUCUUCUCUUUCUUCCACCUAUUAAUUCAACACAUAUAUAAAUUUUGUCUCUACAAUGGUUUUGUUUUAAAAAAUUCAACACCACAAUUUCAAAAUGGACUGUAAUUAAAGUAAAUAUUUUAAAAUGACAUAGUUUUAAUAAUUUUUAUUUUAUAUUUUUAUUCUUUACUAUUUUCAGAAAAUAAUAUUUUUUAAACAAAUAUGAAAUGACAUAAUUGAGUUCAUAAUUAAUAUUAGUAAAAAUAGAAAUUAUAAGAAAAAUUGACAUUUUUAUUCUAUAUCCAAAUGAAAUGAAAUUAGUAUCUAUUAAUUCAACACAUAUAAAUUUUGUCUCUACAAUGGUUUUGUUUAAAAAAAUUCAACACCACAAUUUCAAAAUGGACUGUAAAUAAAGUAAAUAUUUUAAAAUGACAUAGUUUUAAUAAUUUUUAUUUUAUAUUUUUAUUCUUUACUAUUUUCAGAAAAUAAUAUUUAAAUAAUAUUUUUUAAACAAAUAUGAAUGACAUAAUUGAGUUCAUAAUUAAUAUUAGUAAAAAUAGAAAUUAUAAGAAAAAAUGACAUUUUUAUUCUAUAUCCAAAUGAAAUGAAACUAGUAUCUAUUUAUAGAUCAUUAAAAAUACUAAAUGUUAGUAUCAUUUUUAUUUUUAUUUUAAAUUAUUUUAUUAUAAAUCAAUUAAGUUUAAAUUAUUGGGUGAAAAUAAAGAGGAACAAAAACUAGAUAACCAAUAAUAAUAGAACAUGUGUUAGAGUGGGACAAAUUGUUUUGCUUUAAACUAGUUGAGAAGAUUCAACACUUGUGAAUCCAUGUGUGAUUUCUUGCAAUUCAACACUUGCCUUACAAUGGU